Antechinus flavipes (yellow-footed antechinus) is the source of this 8235-nucleotide messenger RNA. RefSeq names its product 5'-nucleotidase domain-containing protein 3-like. The record is from RefSeq and is a predicted model, not a curated record. The coding region runs from base 33 to 1658 and encodes 541 amino acids. NCBI's taxonomy places the organism in Eukaryota, Metazoa, Chordata, Mammalia, Dasyuromorphia, Dasyuridae. Gene Ontology annotation, molecular function: 5'-nucleotidase activity. The transcript has a single exon.
AGAGCCCGGGCGGCGGAGCCGCAGCCGGCAGCAUGGCAGCGGCGGCGCGGGGUCUGCUGGGCGCCUGCCUUCGGGGAGCCCCGGCGCUCGCUCCUGCCGCCGGGAGCCUGGGCUGCCGCGCCAAGGGCUUCUGCACGGCGGCCGGACCUGCCCCGGACAUGAAGAGUUACCUGUGGGAGCGCUACCGGGAGGCCAAGAGGGGCACGGAGGACCUGGUCCCUUCAAUUAUGAGCAACUUGUUGAAUCCAGAUGCAAUUUUCUCCAACAAUGAAAUGAGCCUGUCAGACAUUGAAAUCUAUGGCUUCGAUUAUGACUAUACCCUCGUCUUUUAUUCUAAGCACCUCCAUACCCUCAUCUUCAAUGCUGCUCGGGACCUCCUCAUCAAUGAGCAUCGGUAUCCUGCAGAGAUAAGGAAUUAUGAAUAUGAUCCAAAUUUUGCCAUUCGUGGUCUUCAUUAUGACGUGCAUCGGGCCAUAUUGAUGAAGAUUGAUGCUUUUCAUUAUAUCCAGCUGGGAACUGUGUACAGAGGGCUCACUGUCGUCCCAGAUGAGGAAGUCAUUGAGAUGUACGAAGGCUCCCAUGUUCCCCUGGAACAAAUGAGUGACUUCUAUGGGAAGAGCUCUCAUGGAAACACGAUGAAGCAGUUCAUGGACAUUUUUUCCUUACCAGAGAUGACUCUCCUCUCUUGCGUCAAUGAGUAUUUUCUGAAGAACAACCUUGAUUACGAGCCUGUGCAUCUCUACAAGGAUGUCAAGGAUUCAAUCAGAGACGUCCACAUCAAAGGGAUUAUGUACAGAGCAAUUGAAGCGGAUAUUGAGAAGUAUAUCUGCUAUGCUGAGCAGACCCGUGCAGUGCUGGCCAAGUUGGCGAAUCAUGGCAAGAAGAUGUUCCUUAUCACCAACAGCCCCAGCAGCUUUGUGGACAAAGGGAUGCGGUACAUCGUUGGGAAGGACUGGCGGGAUCUCUUUGACGUGGUCAUCGUUCAGGCUGAGAAGCCCAACUUCUUCAAUGACCGGCGGAGACCAUUUCGGAAGGUGACCGAGAGAGGUGUACUUCUUUGGGAUAAAAUCCAUAAGCUGGAAAAAGGCCAGAUUUACAAACAGGGUAAUUUAUAUGAAUUUUUGAAACUUACAGGAUGGAGGGGGUCCAAAGUGUUGUAUUUCGGAGAUCACAUAUACAGCGAUCUGGCUGAUUUGACCUUAAAACAUGGCUGGCGGACGGGGGCCAUUAUUCCCGAGCUGAGAUCAGAGAUCAAGAUCAUGAACACGGAGCAGUACAUUCAAACCAUGACCUGGCUGCAGACCCUGACUGGAUUACUGGAACAGAUGCAGAUUCACAGAGAUGACACAUCACAGAUGAUUUUGCAAGAGUGGAAAAAGGAAAGAAAGGAGAUGAGAGAAAUGACCAAAAAUUUCUUCAACUCCCAGUUUGGAAGCCUGUUUCGCACAGACCAGAAUCCCACAUACUUCCUGAGGCGCUUGUCUCGAUUUGCUGAUAUCUACAUGGCGUCUCUGAGCUGCCUCCUGAGUUAUGAUCUCAGUCACACAUUCUAUCCCAGGAGGACUCCCUUGCAGCAUGAACUUCCAGCCUGGUCUGAGAGACCUCCAGCAGGAAACUUCAGGAUCCCCUUUAUACAGGGAGUGGCCCAGGCCAAGUAACCAAAUAAACCACUCAAAGUGGGCAGACACGGAGGCAUUAAUACCAAUGAGAGUAUAAACUUUGCUUUUUAAGCAAGUAUGAAUAUUGUAUUUUGCUAUUUAUAUAAUUUUGUCUGGUAAGUAAAAUACCUUGUUUUGAUAGAAUUGGAAUUCAGAAUUAACUGGUCUUAACCCUCUUCUGAGUUGUAUCCUCCUAUUAAUGAUAAUGGGAAUUAUGAACACCCAGAGGAGGGGAAAGUUUCUGUUGGCUGAAAGAUGAGCUUCAUAUUGAAAGUCUAUUCAGCCUUUAAGUUUACAAAGGCCUUGGAGCUUAAUUUUUCUGGGAUAGAUAAGGCCCUUUUUGUACUAGUUUUAGAGUGCUGUACUCGGUCGAGUUUUGAUAGUAUUAAAGCAACUGUGUUUCUUGAUCAUUCAACAGCUCCCUACUGAUUUAAGAUGUGCAAGGAGGUAACAUAGAAAGAGAAAGGUAGAAAGAGCAAAGACGUGUUUGAAUUCCACUUCUGGACUUGUUAGUUGCGUGAACCUGGGUAAAUCAAUUGAGCACUCUGAGCUCAGUUUUCUUAUCUGUGAAAUGGGGAUAAUAAAUCCUUAUAGUAAAAGAGGGGAUGGGAGAUUGAGUAAAGAGUCAGGGUCUGAGUUCAAGAACCAUCUCUUACACAUACUGGUUUUAUGAUUCUAGGUAAAUAGUUAAUUGUCCAUAAACAACUCUCUUAGAUUAUAUUAUAAAUAGCAGAGAAGGCAUCAAGCUGUAUUAAUAAUGGGAGUUUGCUAAACCAGCGAAAUCACAAGGCCCUUUCUGAAUCCUUAUAGUUCCUACCUAACAGAACCGUUGUAGGGCUCAUGCAGUGUCCCCAAAGUUUUCAAGAGCUAAAACCAUGCUAAGACUUUUAGGACACCCCAUCUUACAUAAAGUGCUUUGUAAAUUUUAAUAUAUACCCUAUGAAUGCCAGCUAUUGUUAUAAUUGUAUUUAUAAUUUAGUCAAAUUCCAUGUUCAUACUGGAGCACCAGGUUAAAAGCUUAAAGCUUUGAUUUUGAGACUAAUUUUAGUACUUCUCAUCCAGUUUGGACAUUUCCUGCAUCCUGGGAAUCCCUAACACUUCACAAAGUGAAGUCCUCUUCCUACUGAGACAGAAGGAUGGAGAAGGUGGCUAACUUUCUCACCCUCUCUCAUCCUUAUUCAUUGUAUCUAUAUCUCAUCCUUACCGGGGGUAGACCAAGAGGAUGAUGGAGUUAUGAGAGUCUACACCUGUUGAAUCCAAUUAUCUCUCUCCCCAUCUUCUCCAACAAAGGCAGAGCGAGAAUUAUCUUGGACAAACAAGAAUCCCAGGCUGCCAAGGAGAAUUUGGGGCUGGAGCCGGGUUGUGAGUCUCAUAUAAGAAAGGUUAUAGAUUCAUGUGCAAAAUAAGAGGGCAGGAGUGUGAGAAUAUCAGGACGUAGCUUAAAACAAUCAGCAGGAAUUAUCCAACAGCUAUUAAAACUUAGGAAAUAUCAGUGUGGUGGUUCGCCACUGAACGUGGGAUGAAGGCACAGGUAGAAUCUUUUUGCAACAAAUUUAAAUGAUUCUCUCUGCUCCCCUUGGUUUUGUUGUAAUACAUCUUAUUAAAAUGAGCGCAUAGUUAACAAACCUAAUGUUAGUCCCCAAGACUGGGGACAUAAUAGGCUAGAAUGAAUUAACAUUAUGGGACAGACUAGGGGGAAAGAAGGAGAUAUCGAUCCCUCAUCAUCUCAUACUCUUCCUUUGGGGUCUAUUUGUGUAUUUCCUUAGUGAGUGAUUUGAGAGUUUAGAGGACUCUUGUUUUGUUGGUUGAGGGGUGCAGGGUUAGGGUAUGGAAUUCAGGGGUUCCUGACUUUAUGCCAUGGAUUCUGAUGAAACCUCUCGAGCACUUCUCGAAUAAUAUUUUUAAAUGUACAAAAUAAAAUGCAGAAGACUAUAAAAGUAAUUAUAUUGGCAUAUAAUUAUUAACAUUAAAAAAGUUCAUCCCAGUUUCAGAAUCUCUAGUUUUAGAAUUUCCUCUCGACUAGGGAUUAUUUGAUAAUUUUGUAUCUAUAUCUCUAGCACCUAAAACUGCCUGGCACAGAACAGGUGCUUAAUAAAUAUUUGGUGAUUGGGUGAAAGAAAUUUAAAAAGCUAAACUCCCUUUCAAUAGCUCAGUUCCAUUCUCCCUGCCUGCAAUGUAAAUGGUAGACAGUCAGUCUCUUUCUCCAAAAGAAUGAUGGACACGUGGCCAAAGAUCAUAGAAAAUACAGUGUUAUUGCUGUGCAGUAUUAUAGAUAAGUGGAUUUGGCGUUCAGAGGAUUUGUGUUUAAGCCCUUCCUCAGACAUUAGCUGGCUGUAUGACCUUGAACAAGUAACUUGACCUCUGUCUCAGUUUCUUCUUUUAUAAAAUGGGUAUGACAAUGGCAUUUAAUCAUUUCGCAGGAUUGUUGUGAGGAAAAAUGAGAUAAUAUAUGUAGCAUGCUUUGUAGAUUUUGAAGGAACACAUACAAGUUAUCAUGACUAUUUUUUGUUAUUAUAGUUGCAACAAAUUCUUUAUAACAUAGUUUCACAAAUGUGCAUGAAAUUGCUGAAAAUUUGUCCAAUGCUGUCCUCUGAAAGGGACACUUCACAGAUCACAGACUUAGAAUGUCUUCUUAGCAAAUAGGUAAAUGGCAACUACUUCAGAACCAAAACAAUUAAAUUGACAAACAUUUCUCGAGCACGUCCUAUUCUCAGGGGAUAUUUCAGUUAAGUCUAGGUGAUGAGAAUGUUCUUCUAAAUGCUGUUUCCUUGGAGACACGGUCUAAAUUAUCUUGUGGGAGGAUGGAGAGUGGUUUGGAAGUAGGAAAUGGGAUUGGCCAGAGAGACGAGUGGGGGUGGUGGUGGAGAGAGAUCUCUUCUAAGUAAGAAAAGGUAAUUUUUCUUCCCUUCCUUUUAGAAUAGCUCAUUUCCAUGAGUUGUCUUGUAUUUAUUUCAAAAAUGAUACCCUUAGCUAGAGUUAUGCUGAUAAAUAUUUAACAACCAACUCUCCAGGAGAAAGAAAAUGGAUGCAUGACACAAUUUAAAGUUUAAUCAGCCUUGUUAACAUCAUCUCCAUUUCCUCCAAGUCUAGAUAAUCAAUAAAAUAAUAAAUUCAGUCCCUGAUUUGUGGCCAUUGCUGAUUUCUGAGGUGUUAUAGGUGACACUGAGAAUUUAACCAUCAGUUUCCCAAGGCAGUUUGAGACAGCUGCAGUGCAUUUUUGAAAAGCAGAUUGGUUCAUUGGAAUGGGUGCUGUAUUCCGACAGAGGCUAUGGAUUCAAAUCCCUCUGAUGUCAUUUAGUACUUAUAUUAUCUUGGAGUAGUUCCUUACCUUCUCUGGUUGGUCUUUUUUUUACUCAUGUGAAGAAUGAGGGAUUGGACUAGUUGACGUUUCUAUUCCUUUUCAGUUCUUUUUCAGUUCUAGGUCUGGGAUCCUAUGAUUUGAUGUCAUUGGUCACAGAAAACCUAAGAGGCUUCAUAGUUCAAUCAGAAGAAUGCUGAUUAGAACAAGAGGACUUGAGUUCAGUUCCUCCCUGUGUGACUUUGGGGUAGUCACAUAACCUGGUGAGGUCUCAGUUUCUAUAUCUAAAAAAUGAAGAAAUGGAACUAGGUUGUUUGACCUAUGUGAACUUCUGGACUUAGGGACUGUUGUUUGCCUUUGUCUUCCCAGUGCUUAAUACAGUGAUUGGCACAUAGUAGGUGCUUAAUAAAUGUCCUUUGAUUGACUGACUGAUGUUAGUGCUUAGUACUCAAACUUAGUGCAACCAAGACCCUCUAGCCCAGUGUACAUGCUCUUCCCUAAAUGUACACACAUUGUUCUCCUUAUCUAGGGUGUUGAGAUUUGUAAGCUUAUGGAUGUCUUCUCUCUCUCCUGGAAGCCACACUUGGCCCCGCCAUUACUGAGAUCCCAAGUGGGAUUUUUUGACCCCUGAAAUGUGGACUUUGUUCUUUGUUCUCUGGCCUGCUCAGAGCUAGGGUGAGGCCUUUGUAUUUGAAAAUUGUGCCCUAUCCCACGAAUGACUGUCCACCUGAGAUUUUGAGACCUUCUCUUCUUACAUAUGUGGCUGAAGCACUACAGAGAGCAGGAUUUUCUAAUGUUAAAUUAAUCAUGUGACUCUAUGGAGGCAACAUGGUAUAGUCGUUAGGGCACUGGACUUGGAAGCAGAAGGACUUGGGGUUAUUCCCAUGUGUUGUAUGACCCUCGACAAAUCACAUAAACUCUCCAUUCCUCAGUUUUCUGACGUCCAGGGUUAGAUGGUCUGUAAGAUUUCUGGGCAAUUUGGGGACUCCAUAGCACAUAAAGGAGGCUUUAGAGUCAGAAAGACUCGCCUUCCCGAAUUCAAAUCUAGCCUCAAAUACUUCUAGUUGUGUGAUUCUGGGCAAGCCAUUUACCCCAAUUGCCUCAAACAAACACACACACACACACACACACACGUGUCCCUGGCUGGCCUUCUAGAUCCCUGCCCAGCCUUCCAGGUCCCUGCCCAAAUUUACCAUGUUUCUAGUCCCCAAUUUAGUAUAUUGAGAAAGUCAUUUUGGAAUAUUGAAAACAACUAUAUCUCCUAAAUUAACAACUGUAACAGCAGGAGAGGAGUGAUUUUUAAAAUGGUUUGCUUAGUUAAUGAAUCCCUGUAUUUAAUCUUGAAUUCUUUGUUGUUGCAUGAAGGGAAAUUCACAAUCAAAAUAUAGUCUAUAUAAGCCCCCAAAAGUUUAGCCUUUAAAGGUAAGAUGGAAAAUGUAUCUAUUUUUAAAAAACUGCUUUUAUACAAGAAACCAGAUUUUAAACAAAAUAUACCUACUGUCCCUCUUUGCGGAGGUGGGUGUAUGUGAGUGUGGAAUAAUCCGUAUAUUGUCAACCUAUGAUUGAGAGAUUGGUUCAUUUUGCUGAGCUGAUUUUUUUCCUUCUUUUCCAAUUUCUCUUAUAAAGGAUGGUAUAGUGACAAGGAUUAUUAGGAAAGAGAGAGAAUUAGAAAUAUGGGUGAUGUAAAAACAAAAAAAAAAUUCCUAAAAACAAGAUGAUAGAGAUGAUGAUGGCAUGUAAUUUGUAGAUUUGAACUCCUGCUUUCCUGUUUUCUUUUGUCCUUUGGGGAGGUUGUUUUAUCUUGAAGUGAUAGUGACAACCUGGGAAGAGCCUGGGGCUGGCAGGCAGGGACUAUACGGCUAGGUCUUUCUUGGCUGAUUAUUAGCCAGGCCCUCAAUUUCCUUAUCCUCCUUGUGCCUCCCUUUUGAGGAAGAGAAUCUGGGGAAAAGAUAUGACCAGGUUUUAUCUGCUGUAAUUUACUAAAGUUUAUUAUUGAUGGCAAUCAGGGAUAUGUAACCUAUUUCAGGAUAUGUGAUGUUAUUUAUUCUGGCACAUUUCUGCCUGUGUUGUUAGCUAAAAAAAAAUGCAAUUUUUUUCCCCUAGUAUUUCUUCAGUAGCAACAACUGUGUCCCAUUGCUGUUUGUAACUAACUUAGCUUUGGAUGGAUUGAAUGGCCUUAACAUGGAAAACACUUCUCUCCCUCCAUCCCACCAUCUACCAAGACCCUAAGAAAUUAGAUCCUGAGAACAGCUCCUAAAUCACAACAGUUCGUGUUCCCUAAUCAGGAGCUGAAUUUGGGGUUGCUUUCUUCCAUACUUAGGAAUAAGAUGAGUCCCUUCAUGCUAGAAGAAGUUCCAAAUGUGGCCUUGGAUGAUAAGGAUCCUGUUACCGGUUGACUUCUUACUAGAGAAAGGAAGCAUGUCCAUUAUACAAACUGCCAUUCACACUUAGUGUUAUCCUAUCUUCCCUGAUCUGUUCUCUGUAGCAGUAGGUCCUGGUUGGUGCAAUCUUGAUGUCACUAGCAUGUGAAAAUCAAAGUUAAGUUCUGAAAAGUUUCCCUUGGAACAAUGGCCCAAACUAUGAAUUUUUGCCCAUGGGCAACAGGAAGCCCAUAUCGCAAACAUCUUGAAAUUAAGAUCCUAGUUUGAGGGGGAUGGGGGAUUCAGAGCUUUGGGAACAUUAGGAUGGGUGAGAGGACUUAUUUUUAGUGCUAAUGUAGUUCUAGGUUUUUGUUACUUCUACAAUGUUGAAAAAAUGCAAGAUUUGUAUUGCACCAGAGCUCCGGUCGCCCAUUUUGAUUGGAAUUAUUUAUUAUCGAUUAUUGUAUAUUGAGUAUAUGGGAGUUAUUCUGGUUGGAGUUAUUGUCAGGUGGCAAAAGCUUGACAAAAGAAGCCUAAUAAAUCGAUCGUAAAUCUAUUUCCUGGAUCUAGAAAACAGAAUGAUGUUCUGCAAGUGACUGUCCUGGGGACUGAGUUGGGAAGUAUUUAUAAUUUCUCCUUGAUAGAUGGUAGAUUUCAUGUUUCUAGAACACUAUGUAAUAUUUUGUACACUUGCAUUAGAUUCACUGACUGGUUCAUUUUCUAGUUCGCUUCUGUAUAUCACUGAAAACUCAACAUUGGACCUGGAAAGCUGAUUCUGAUUUUCAGUUAAAUGAUAAGAUUGGCCAAUGUGAUACCAGAUACAAUGUGAAAUUAGGUCAAUGUAAAUUUAUUGAGUGUUGGUUUAAGAAAAAAAAUGAUUUGUGUGCUAUGUAAUAAAUGAACUUCCUGCAGAAUAAAA